Molecule: messenger RNA, 7626 nt
Organism: Rattus norvegicus (Norway rat)
Lineage: Eukaryota; Metazoa; Chordata; Mammalia; Rodentia; Muridae
Source: RefSeq, a predicted model, not a curated record
UUGUCCGGCGUCCGCCUGCCUUCAGAGGCCGGUGUGCUCUGAUUGGACGUUUCUGAGCAACCGCCUCGGCUGUAUAUGUAACCUUUAUGUUAAAUGUUAAAGGUUGAAUAAAUAACCUUUCUGUUAUUCCUUGCCCGGAAGCUUUCCCACUGUCCUGUGGAGAGCUCUAUCUGUCGAGUGUUUGCUCAUUAGGAACAAGCCAUCCUCUGAUGCUUUUAUUUCAUGCCAGAGACUGCAUUUAGUAACUCAGGGGAGAAAGGCUUACAUUGUUACAGCCGUUAAGUUAGAAAUGAGAACACCGUCCUCAGUUUACAAUUAGCUGAGGUGGCGCGACCCUUAACAGUCACGUGUAGUGAUCAUUACUGGGGAAUUCUGCUUGAGGAUGUGCUCCAAACUGAACACACAAGCUGCUCAUGGGCGCCUGCGCCUUAUGCUUGACACAGGCAGGCUGGAUGCAAGAUCCCUCCGUCUCACACGUACAGACGCUCUUCUAACCAAGUUGAACGCAGUGUGCAGGGGAAGAGAACUGGGUGGACAGUCGGACCAUCUACGUGGGACACAAGGAGCCCCCUCCAGGUGCAGAGGCCUACAUUCCACAGAGAUACCCGGACAAUAGAAUCGUCUCCUCCAAGUACACCUUCUGGAACUUCAUACCCAAGAACUUAUUUGAACAGUUCAGAAGAAUAGCCAACUUUUAUUUUCUCAUCAUCUUCCUGGUACAGUUGAUCAUCGACACACCCACAAGUCCAGUGACAAGCGGGCUCCCACUCUUCUUCGUCAUUACUGUCACAGCCAUCAAGCAGGGUUAUGAAGACUGGCUUCGACACAAGGCAGACAGUGCCAUGAACCAGUGCCCCGUGCACUUCAUUCAACAUGGCAAGCUGGUGCGGAAGCAGAGUCGGAAGCUGAGGGUUGGGGAUAUUGUCAUGGUGAAGGAAGAUGAGACCUUUCCCUGUGACCUGAUCUUUCUCUCCAGCAACCGGGCAGAUGGGACAUGCCACGUCACCACAGCCAGCUUAGACGGAGAGUCGAGCCAUAAAACUCACUACGCAGUGCAGGAUACCAAGGGCUUCCACACAGAGGCGGAUGUUGACAGCUUGCACGCCACCAUUGAGUGUGAACAGCCACAGCCCGACCUCUACAAGUUUGUGGGGCGCAUCAAUGUUUACAAUGACCUCAACGACCCUGUAGUGAGGCCACUGGGAUCAGAAAACCUGCUGCUCAGAGGAGCCACCCUCAAAAACACUGAGAAGAUCUUUGGUGUGGCUAUCUACACAGGCAUGGAGACCAAGAUGGCCCUGAACUACCAAUCCAAGUCCCAAAAGAGAUCUGCUGUGGAAAAGUCGAUGAACACAUUCCUGAUCGUGUACCUCUGCAUCCUGGUGAGCAAGGCCCUGAUCAACACGGUGCUGAAGUACGUGUGGCAGAGUGAGCCCUUCCGAGAUGAGCCAUGGUACAACCAGAAGACGGAGUCAGAGCGCCAGAGGAAUCUGUUCCUCAGGGCCUUCACUGACUUCCUGGCCUUCAUGGUCCUCUUCAAUUACAUCAUCCCAGUAUCCAUGUACGUCACCGUGGAGAUGCAGAAGUUCCUCGGCUCCUACUUCAUCACCUGGGAUGAAGACAUGUUUGAUGAGGAAAUGGGGGAAGGGCCUCUGGUCAACACAUCUGAUCUCAACGAGGAGUUGGGACAGGUAGAGUACAUCUUCACUGACAAGACCGGCACCCUUACAGAGAACAACAUGGCCUUUAAGGAGUGCUGCAUCGAGGGCCACGUCUACGUACCCCAUGUCAUCUGCAACGGGCAGGUCCUUCCUGACUCUUCUGGCAUUGACAUGAUCGAUUCUUCCCCAGGUGUCAGUGGAAGGGAACGGGAAGAGCUGUUUUUUAGGGCUAUCUGCCUGUGCCACACUGUCCAAGUGAAAGACGACCAUUGUGGGGACGAUGUCGAUGGUCCCCAGAAAUCUCCAGAUGCAAAGUCCUGUGUGUACAUAUCGUCCUCGCCUGAUGAGGUCGCACUGGUCGAAGGUAUGCAGAGGCUUGGAUUCACAUACCUGAGGCUGAAGGACAAUUACAUGGAAAUACUGAACAGGGAGAACGACAUAGAGAGAUUUGAAUUGCUAGAAGUUCUGACUUUUGACUCUGUGAGGAGAAGAAUGAGCGUGAUUGUAAAAUCUACUACAGGAGAAAUUUAUCUGUUUUGCAAAGGAGCAGAUUCUUCAAUCUUUCCCAGAGUGAUAGAAGGCAAAGUGGACCAGGUCCGGUCUAGAGUGGAACGCAAUGCGGUGGAAGGGUUGCGAACCCUGUGUGUUGCCUACAAGAGGCUCGAGCCAGAACAAUAUGAAGAUGCUUGCCGACUGCUACAGGAUGCCAAAGUGGCGCUUCAGGAUCGGGAGAAGAAGCUGGCAGAAGCCUACGAGCAGAUAGAGAAGGACCUCAUUCUGCUUGGUGCUACAGCUGUUGAGGACCGGCUCCAGGAGAAAGCCGCUGACACAAUUGAGGCACUGCAGAAGGCAGGCAUCAAGGUCUGGGUGCUCACUGGGGACAAGAUGGAGACAGCCUCGGCCACCUGCUAUGCCUGCAAGCUGUUCCGCAGGAGCACGCAGCUGCUGGAGCUGACCACCAAAAAGCUAGAGGAGCAGAGCCUGCAUGACGUGCUCUUCGAGCUCAGCAAGACAGUGCUGCGCUGCAGUGGAAGCCUGACCAGGGACUCCUUCUCAGGCCUCUCCACAGAUAUGCACGACUAUGGUUUAAUCAUCGAUGGAGCCGCACUGUCCUUGAUAAUGAAGCCGAGAGAGGAUGGGAGCUCCUCAGGCAACUACAGAGAGCUCUUCCUGGAGAUCUGCAGGAACUGCAGUGCCGUGCUGUGCUGCCGGAUGGCACCCCUGCAGAAGGCCCAGAUCGUUAAGUUAAUCAAAUUUUCAAAGGAGCAUCCUAUUACCUUGGCGAUUGGUGACGGUGCAAAUGACGUCAGCAUGAUCCUGGAGGCCCACGUGGGCAUAGGCGUCAUUGGGAAAGAGGGCCGCCAGGCUGCAAGGAACAGCGACUAUGCAAUCCCCAAGUUCAAACACUUGAAGAAGAUGCUUCUCGUUCACGGGCAUUUUUAUUAUAUCAGGAUAUCUGAGCUUGUGCAAUACUUCUUUUAUAAGAAUGUCUGCUUCAUUUUCCCUCAGUUUUUGUACCAGUUCUUCUGCGGAUUUUCACAGCAGACUUUGUACGAUACUGCAUAUCUGACUCUCUACAACAUCAGCUUCACUUCCCUCCCGAUUCUCCUGUACAGCCUCAUGGAGCAGCACGUGGGCAUUGACGUGCUCAAGAGAGACCCGUCCCUCUACAGAGACAUUGCCAAGAACGCGCUGCUGCGCUGGCGGCUGUUCAUAUACUGGACGUUUCUCGGCGUUUUUGACGCUUUGGUAUUUUUCUUUGGUGCUUAUUUCAUGUUUGAGAACACAACCGUGACCAUCAAUGGACAGAUGUUUGGGAACUGGACCUUUGGGACUCUGGUGUUCACUGUGAUGGUGUUCACUGUCACACUGAAGCUCGCACUGGACACACAUUACUGGACUUGGAUAAACCACUUUGUCAUCUGGGGGUCGCUGCUGUUCUACAUCGUCUUCUCCCUGCUCUGGGGAGGGAUUAUCUGGCCGUUCCUCAGCUACCAGCGGAUGUACUAUGUGUUCAUAUACAUGCUGUCCAGCGGGCCUGCCUGGUUGGGCAUCAUAUUGCUUGUCACAGUCGGCCUCCUCCCUGAUGUCCUCAAGAAGGUCCUGUGCAGGCAGUUGUGGCCCACGGCAACGGAGAGAACUCAGACUGUACAGCUCCGGGACAGCAUUUCAGAAUUCACCCCUCUGGCCUCUCUGCAGAGCCGGGGUGCUCAGGGCACCAGACUCUUGGCUGCCCAAUGCAGCUCCCCCUCUGGGAGAGUUGUAUGCUCCAGGUGGGAGAGCGAAGAGUAUCCUGUGCUCCCUACUCACCCAGGCCUUCUCCACAAGGCGAGGUAUGGGUGCUGUAGGUCCAGCCUGGAGACACCCACUUGAUGGACAGACAACCCCUCUGUCCCCACCUCUGAGAGAACUCUGUUCCUGGGCACCUGCGUGUGCCUGCGCCUGUCCCACCCUUCAUCCUCAGGGAGGGGAGGGUGGGGUCACAGAUUGCCCACUUAAGCACAGCACACUGCAAUCUGGACCGUGCGUGACCUAGACCUGGUGACCGUACGUCCGUAUAUCCAGUUGGGCUGUGGACAAGGACAUUAUGCUUGGCCUCAUCUUAAGCCUUGCCAGCCUGAGCAUCCACCCUGCUGCUACUGCUGCUGCUGCUGCUGCUGCUGCUGCUGCUGCUGCUGUCACUUCUGCUGUCUCUUGAGAAGAAGAUCCUAUCCCUUCGUCUGCAGCCCUGUGCACAGCACAUGGCGUUCAGCUCACACUGUAUCCCGAUGUUCCCAACCCAUUGUUUCCUGUGUAAACUGUGCCCGCUUCCCACCGGGAAAGUGGCUGUGUCAGACACUAAGUGGUGUGUGUCUCCUGGACCUGUGGCCUCGCUGUGCUUACGUUCACUGUCCCCUCACAAAGCCGUCUUUCUAGAUCAUGUCUGAGUCAGUUUGCUGAGAUGCUGACCCUACACAUGGGAGCUUUUGAAGAUGUCAGCCUCCCCUUCCUGUCACCGCUUGCCUGUGGAAGAUGACAUUUAUUUAUGUGAAUAAGUCACAUGGUUAGCCAAGUCUCUCAGGAGUGUAGUGAUUUCCGUCCCAUUCUGGAAUUAUGUCAGUUACCUAUUGGAAAACAUUUGUUUCAUGGGUGCUGGGAAAGGUGGAGGUUUGGGGGUGCCUAGGCAGGCAGGUAUUUAUCUCGCCCAGAGGUGAGUCCCGAUAACCAAGCUGUCUGGGGCUAAUGUGGAUUCGUUUGUUCUAGUCUGCUGCUCAGCCUGCCUCCCACUGGUGUCACGAAAGUUCCAUCCAGGGCUUCACCUGGAGCCGACAGGCCGUCAGGAGGCCGCUGUACUCUGUGGCCACUGUGAAUCUCUGCUGCUGCCCGCACUGGUGUUUCUGUUCUCAGCAAAGCACCCAACAGUGCUAUAACGGGCCUGACUCAAGAUGUUUUAGUGUGAUGUGGCCUUUCAGAAAGUGCCAGGCAGAGCCUGGGAUCAGUGUCCCCACUCCUGUGGAGUCAUGUUGUGGGCCUGGAGCCAUCAUGAGGGUCUCUGGCACUUGAGAGCCUGUAUUCUGGGAAGCACAAAUUUUAUACCAUGAUUACACAAGGUUUCCCUGUAAACCGUGUGCUUGAACUGGGGACCAGCCAGCAGUAGGAACAGUUGUUACACCUGGCAGUUGAGGGAGGUUGGGGGAACAUAAACGCCACACCAAAGAUGGGGAGGGGCUGGCCUUGAGCUUUGACCAGACAGAGGGCGUCCAGCUCCGCUGAGGGCUGUCUGUGCCUCCACACCCUCAUGCCCGUUCACCCACCUGUCACCGUGUGUCAGAGGCCUGGAGCCCCGGUCCUCAGUAGCCCUUAGUGUGUGUGUUUUUACAGACCUUUUAAGAACCCAGAUGGGUUCAAAUAUAAUACCUGUGGGGAGGGGCAGAUUCUCUCUGUGUUUAGUUAACAAAUUAUUUGUAAUGUAUUUUUUUAAGGAUCUUAAAAUUACCUUUGCACUAAAGUAUUUUCAUAGCUGUUUCUAUAUCUUACUCAUUCGUUGAUGUACCUUCUGAUUUUUAAAUGUUUUUAAAGCUUUCACGUUUUAAGUUGAAGAGUUUUGGCCACUGUAAGUGCUGGUGAGUGUUUCAGCAGAAUGUUUCCUCUCUGGCAGGGACCUCUCUAAUUCCCCUGUGUGCCUCUCUCUCUCUUGGUGUUUCCAGGGACUGACGAGCUGAGGCGAGCUGAGGGCGAACCAUUCCUCUGCUUGCUUCAGCGCAGUUCUUUGUCACUUCAUGGUUUCUAUUUUGUUUUUUUCUUCAUCCUUCAGCCUUAAACAAUGUUCUUCAUGCGGCCCUCGCUGGGUGUGGGGGACACUCUCCUGCACCACCCCCCAGUAGCUGAAGUUUACAUAGGAACAUCCCAGACUGUGUGCACACUCCAAUGUCCUGUAAAAUUGUGCUUAGGAAAUUACCUAAUGAAGUUGCCUGGAACUUUGAAAUAGACCUGGGCACCGGUGAAACGCAGAGACAGAGACCAAACACGCAUGCGGAAGAUUGUCCCCUCAUCUCACAGUGGCUACUGUUUACUUUUCUUAAAGCAAGGAACGUCAACUCAAAUUAAGCAUCUUUUUCUUAACUCUGUUGCAUAAAUGAGCAUUCAUGGCUUACUACAUUGGCCGGAAUUCAUGGCUCUGCCCUAUGAGCAGUUCAUCUCACAUAUGUUCAAGGAGCCCUGGCUUCACGUGUUCUCUUUCUUUCUGCUCCUUACACACUCGUGCCAUGUACAAGCGUGUAUACCCAAAUACACAUGUGCAUACACAAACACACAUGUGCAUUCUUCUUCAAGACCAUGUACCAGCCUGCCCUCUGACAGCCCUGUGCAGAGAUGUUCCCCUCUGGACUGUCAGCCUCCUUAAACACAAACACACACACACACACACACACACACACACACACACGGAAGAGUGCUUGGGCUGUGCUCACAUGUGGGCUGUGUAAGAGCUGUGCUGGACUGAGCGCUCCCCCCCAGUCAGGACCUCCCCUUGCUUCCUCAGUCCAGCGAGCAGGAUUCAGGCUAACGAAAGCUGCAUACCAUCCUGAGUACAGGUGCCUGCCCCUGCCACACACUAGCUAGGAAAGCCUGUCCCCAAAUCCCAGCGAUCCAUUCCUGAGUACAAGCAGACCAAAGGCCCCACCCAGGGGGAUGGCGCAGCCAAAGCUAGAACAAGGUAACCGAGUGUUCAUCUGAGCACAUUUCCCAGGGUCAGUGGCUGAAAGUCGUGAGUGCCAUCGUGGCCACCCAGGUUGUUAAGCAUCACCCAGGUGUCUGGUGUCUGGAGGAAGCUCCAGCCUGGGUCUCUGAACCCCCAAGUUCAAGGCAUAUCUGCACCGACUGGUACUGGACUCACCCAUCCACACGUCACCUUAGUGUCACUUAUUGGCAACGCCAUAGAACAGCAGGCCCUUGCAUUCUACAUUUCUUUUGGAAGUUACCCAUUCAUGAGUAAAAACAGGAAAAUGUCACUUGGUAAAUGCAAUCUUUUUGUUUUAAAACCUAGAAGACGGGUGAAUGGGAAGGGGAGUGGUUCUGAUACUGUGUCUGAACAAAGCUUUAAUGAAGAUAUGUAUGUUGGAAGUAUUAUGAAAGUGUGAUUCUAAUUUUGCAGAAAAAAGUCUAUCAAUUUAUAUAGCUUUAUUUUUUACCUUAUCAAGAGAUACAGAAUUUUAAUAUGCAUAUAUUGUCUGACUUAGAAUCAUGUGUGUCUGCAUUACCACUUAAAAUGUUCAUCUAGUAUGUAAUGUAUGAAUAAGAGAGAAUCGGAGAUGUAUUUAACAUGAAUGGUUAUCUGUAGCUGUCGUUAUAAGUACUUGGAUUUAUUUUAAAUUAUCAAAUAUAGCAAGCACAUUAAACAUCAUUCUCCAACACUAAUGUUUAACUGAGAGCCCAGUAACCUGCUUUGAAAAAUUAAAUUGUGAAUUAAACCAGAUCAAACAUCUCA